Messenger RNA from Ilex paraguariensis (yerba mate), 1929 nucleotides. The record is from the annotation of a GenBank genome assembly. Lineage: Eukaryota; Viridiplantae; Streptophyta; Magnoliopsida; Aquifoliales; Aquifoliaceae.
AUGGAAAACUUGAAAGCUCCACUGAAGGGCGUUGCAGAGGACGUCCGAGGUCGACUAUCGUGUUAUAAGCAAGAUUGGGUUGUCGGAAUUCGUUCAGGAUUUGGGAUAUUGGCUCCAACUACAUACAUCUUCUUUGCCUCUGCACUUCCUGUCAUUGCCUUUGGAGAGCAACUUAGCAGAGAUACAGAUGGAAGCUUAAGCACAGUUGAGGCAUUAGCUUCUACUGCUAUAUGUGGUAUCAUACACUCCAUACUUGGUGGACAACCUCUUCUCAUAGUAGGAGUUGCAGAACCUACAAUUAUAAUGUACACCUAUUUGUACAAAUUUGCCAAAGGGAGAGAAGAUUUGGGGCAAGCGCUGUUCUUGGCUUGGUCUGGAUGGGUUUGUGUUUGGACAGCUCUCUUGUUGUUUCUCCUUGCAAUAUUCAAUGCUUGCAACAUUAUCAGUAGAUUCACCAGGAUUGCCGGAGAGACUUUUGGCAUGUUGAUUGCUGUUCUUUUCAUUCAAGAGGCUAUCAAGGGAGUGAUAAGUGAGUUCAGAAUUCCGAAAGCUGAGGACCCCAAAUCAGACAAGUAUCAAUUCCAGUGGCUUUACACAAACGGUUUACUGGGAAUCAUAUUUUCAUUUGGCCUCCUCUAUACUGCACUAAGGAGCAGAAGGGCAAGAUCAUGGUGCGUGCCAAGUAAAGUUCCAUCCGGGGUUCCCAGACGACUCUUUAGUCCUCUUCCUUGGGAAUCUGCAUCGUUAAAUCAUUGGACUGUAAUCAAGGAUAUGGGAAAGGUUCCUCCAGUGUACAUCUUUGCUGCCUUCAUCCCGGCUGUAAUGAUAGCAGGACUUUACUUCUUCGAUCAUAGUGUUGCUUCUCAGAUGGCACAACAAAAGGAGUUCAAUCUCAAAAACCCUCCUGCCUACCACUAUGAUAUCUUGUUGCUGGGAUUUAUGACUUUGCUCUGCGGAUUGGUUGGAUUACCGCCUUCAAAUGGAGUACUGCCACAGUCCCCCAUGCAUACAAAGAGCUUAGCAGUUCUCAAAAGGCAGUUCAUUCGAAAGAAGAUGGUGCAUAGUGCCAAGGAAAGCAUAAAGCAGCAAGCUAGCAACUCAGAAAUCUAUGGCAAGAUGCAAUCUGUGUUCGUAGAAAUUGACAAAUCUUCAACUACUACAUCAGUAGUUAAAGAGCUAGAAGAUUUGAAGGUGGCAGUUAUGCAAGGCGAAAACAAUGAAGAAAAUACAAAGGGCUCCUUUGAUCCUGAGAUACACAUUGAUGCCUACUUGCCUGUACGAGUUAACGAACAAAGAUUGAGCAACCUGUUGCAAUCACUCCUUGUAGCUGCAUCAGUAUGCGCUAUGCCUGUGAUAAAAAAGAUACCAACAUCAGUUCUCUGGGGAUAUUUUGCCUACAUGGCCAUUGACAGCCUUCCUGGAAACCAGUUCUGGGAAAGGAUACUGCUUCUCUUCAUUGCACCUGGCCGGCACUACAAGGUCCUCGAAAGGGUUCAUGCUUCCUUUGUGGAGUCGGUGCCAUUCAGAUAUAUCAUCACAUUUACUCUCUUCCAGUUUGUAUAUUUUCUGGUGUGCUUUGGAAUGACAUGGAUACCUAUAGCCGGGAUACUCUUCCCCGUACCAUUCUUCCUUCUCAUAAGCAUAAGACAGCAUAUUCUUCCAAAACUGUUUCAACAACAUCAUCUGCGUGAACUGGAUGCAGCUGAAUAUGAAGAAGUUGUCGGCGCCCCACAACGCUCUCUCAGCCUCUCAUUCAAAGAUGAUGAACCACUUCAUCCUGGAAGUGAGGAAGGCCAACCGGAAAUUUGUGAUGCUGAGAUAUUAGAUGAACUGACAACCAGUAGAGGGGAGUUGAAGCUCAGAACAGUAAGCUUCAGGGAAGAAAAGGGUCUUCAGGUUCAUCCUGGGGAUGUUAUACAAAGAGAGUGA